Galleria mellonella (greater wax moth) is the source of this 3137-nucleotide messenger RNA. RefSeq names its product facilitated trehalose transporter Tret1-like. Gene Ontology annotation, molecular function: transmembrane transporter activity. Gene Ontology annotation, cellular component: membrane. Gene Ontology annotation, biological process: transmembrane transport. The record is from RefSeq and is a predicted model, not a curated record. NCBI's taxonomy places the organism in Eukaryota, Metazoa, Arthropoda, Insecta, Lepidoptera, Pyralidae.
CUGAAUCGCGAACGCGCGGUCGUAAACCGCAGUUGCUUCCCUUCGGCCGUCUGUAGUCGCCGCGGCGAUUGUAACAACCCUCCUAUCGAUCUGUUUCAUUCACAAUGUUUUGGCAAUUCACAAUGAAUCAGUACAUCCCGGUUAUUAGUAUUUGAUAGGAACAGACUUUUUAGUUUUAUUUCCAAAACACAGCCCAGUAGUUAAAAUUUGGACUCAGUGAAAGUUGAGGUUGUUUAGAAAUCUCUUUAUAUAGAUAUAAAUUUUAUUAAAUAUUGAUUAAUACAACAUGAAGGAUAAAAAAGGAAGGGAUGGAGCUCACGAGGCUAUGCUCAGUGAAGGUCAAAAGCCAAAAAUCUUAAGUAAAGACAGCAGAAAAGACGAAGAGUAUGAAGCUCUUCAGAGCUUUCUUCGCAGCAUUAGUUCCACAGCCACACUACCACCAUACGUCAAAGGCGAAACAUACUCUUCAGUCCGUGGAGUACUGAACCAGGCUCUAAUUACAUGUGCUGUAUUAAUACUGGCUGCGGGUGCAGGGCAUCCCAUUGGGUUUUCUGCCGUUGCACUGCCUCAACUCAGAGAUGAGAAUUCCACCAUGAGAAUAGACGAUGAGAUGGGCUCUUGGAUAGCAAGUAUACAUUCAGCGGCGACGCCGCUGGGUUCCAUGUUAUCAGGCCCUAUAAUGGAAGCUAUCGGGAGGCGUCGGACAUUACAGGCAUGCAUAUUGCCACUAAUAUUAGGCUGGAUUAUUAUUGGCACUGCCACUCACCAUGCAUUAAUGCUGCUUGGAAGAAUCGUCUGUGGAUUCGCUGUGGGCAUCAUGGCAGCACCUUCGCAAGUUUAUCUCGGCGAAAUUUCAGAGCCAAGACUCCGCGGAUUACUUAUAGGAACGCCAUUCGUGGCCUACUCACUGGGAGUGUUAUACGUAUACGCACUAGGUGGCGCCCUGCCCUGGAGAACUGUGGCCUUCAUGUCCAUCGUACUGCCCAUCUUGGCGUUUGUGGCAUUGUGCUUCUCACCCGAGAGCCCCACGUGGCUGGCGCGCCGCGGCCGCUUCCACGAUGCUAUGGCAGCCAUGUCUUGCUUACGAGGCAACUCGGACACUGCCCAACGUGAACUUCACGAAUUGAUAUCAGCACGCGAGAAAGAGAAAGCAAGAGGUGAAGAGACUAUCAGAUUCUUUGCUACAGUGACUCGCGCGCCAGUACUUAAGCCACUGCUUCUCAUCAAUGCAUUCAACAUGCUGCAGAUAAUGUCGGGCAGCUAUGUUGUUAUCUUUUACGCUGUCGACAUAGUGAAAGACUCUGGUGGAUCAUUGCAACCACAUAUGGCGGCAAACGCAACUGCUUUAAUGCGACUAGUGAUGACAAUAAUCGCGUGUAUACUGUUGCUAAAAGUGACGCGGCGCGCGCUAGUGUUGGUGUCUGGCGCAGGGACAGCUCUCUGUACACUCGCCCUCGCCACGAUUCUGUCACAGGGUCCUGGCUACGGCUACUUACCCCCCCUUAUUCUCGGCUACGUAGGUUUCAAUACCUUAGGUUUCUUUUUAUUACCAGGGCUAAUGAUUGGGGAAUUGUUGCCGACUAAAGUCAGGGGUUUGUGUGGCGGAUACAUAUUCUGCCUCUUUAACUCAGUCUUAUUUGGUUUCACUAAACUAUUUCCUAUAAUGAAGACCGCCAUCGGUAUAGGGGGGGUGUUCGGCAUAUUCGGCGGUUCUGCAUUGCUUGCCACCAUCAUACUUUUCCUAAUGCUACCAGAAACUAAGGGGAAAUCCUUAAUACAAAUUGAACAGUAUUACCAGAAACCAAACUUCUUUUGGUUAACUCGGAAGAAAGCUGGUAGUGAAAGUAAUAAUGUUUGAACAAUUUUGAACCUUAUUGGAUGUCUAAGAUUGCCCUAGCGAAGUGACUCAUCAAACACUAUUUUUAUAUUAGAUUUUUAUUAGUUCCAAUUCUGUAACUAUUAUUUUACAACGUGUCUAAAAUAUCAGAUAUUUGAGACACUUAUUCUCGAAUAACAAGAAAUAAAAUUGAUCAAAAAUUAUAAUUUUGUUGUAAUCUUAGUCUUGGAAUAGUACUAAAAUUUUCACAUUACAAUGUACCUAUAUAACAGGUGCUAAACAAUACACUCUCUGUCCUUUUUAUAAUAAGUAUAUAAUACGAAAUUGUGUCUAAAUGAUCGUCCAAAUAUAUCCUGUUAAUGUACACAUUUUAUUGCCGUAUAGUAUUAUAAUGUUCGACCAAUUGAAAUGUAUGUAUAUAAAUCUAUUGCUGUUUUUUUUUUUUUGUUUACAAGCGCAAUAUAAUUAUGAGAGAUCUAUGUGUAAUAAUAAGGAAUUUGGCUUAUAUGUAAUCAAUAAAUACUUACCUGUGAUGUGUAAACAAGUGGCUUGUUCCGAUUGUAUAUUGUACUUAUUUUUCAAACAUUUAAAUGGUGCAUUUAAGUAAAAUAUAAAUGUUACAGAUAACAAUGACAAUACAAUUUGUAUUUGUCUCGUUAUGUGUUAAAUUAUACAGAUGUAAGAGAAAGGGUCUCACAAUUUGAAUGCCAGUGAUAAGUACUCGUGAAACAAGAUAUAUAUCUCUAAAAAACAUGGCUCACAAUAUGAAAUUGUGUUUAUAAAUUUAUUUAACAAAAUAUAAACUUUAAUCAUGACAAAAUUUAUAUGGGACUAACACGAGUAAGAUAUAUUUAAGGCAAAAAAAAUUAUCAAAAUCAGUAUCGCUGUAUUGGUGAAAAAUAUCGCUUAACUUACACAAAAAAAAAGGCAAUAAAAUUGAAAAUGUCUAUCUUCUUAAACGAUACAAAGGUGAAUACGAUCACAUGAUCGCACCAUGUUCCUUGGAGAAACUAUCCAUAUUGUUAUACCUUUUCCGUUACAGCCUGUAUACAUAGAUACGUAAGUUCAGUGUCAGAAUAUACAUGGGAAAAUCAUUUUGUAUUACGAGAUUUUUAUCUGUGAUCUAUAUUAAUGGUCGUGUCGUUAAGUACAUAUGUAAUUUUAAUGUAGUAAACCAACUGCGUGUACUUAGUAAGAAAUUAUUUUGUAAUCACAUUAAUAGAAUUUUACAAAUUGUGAUAAAAAUAUAUAUAUGUAUAAAUAAUAAAUAAAUAUACAUGUUUUCUUUUAAAAAAAAUUA